This is a messenger RNA of Nannospalax galili (Upper Galilee mountains blind mole rat), 945 nucleotides long. RefSeq names its product olfactory receptor 1L6-like. Gene Ontology annotation, biological process: G protein-coupled receptor signaling pathway. Gene Ontology annotation, molecular function: olfactory receptor activity; G protein-coupled receptor activity. The record is from RefSeq and is a predicted model, not a curated record. NCBI's taxonomy places the organism in Eukaryota, Metazoa, Chordata, Mammalia, Rodentia, Spalacidae. Gene Ontology annotation, cellular component: membrane. The coding region runs from base 1 to 945 and encodes 314 amino acids. The transcript has a single exon.
AUGGCUUUGGCUAACCUCACAACCCACCCACAGUUUUUGCUCCUCGGCUUGAUGGAUGGCACAAACGCCCAUCCACUGCUGUUCCUGCUUUUCCUUAGCAUCUAUCUGCUCAAUGCCCUGGGCAACCUGAGCAUGGUGGUGCUGUUGAGGUCUGACAGGGCUCUGUGCUCCCCUAUGUAUUACUUCUUGGGUCAUCUGAGCCUCGUGGACAUCUGCUUCUCCACAGUCACAGUCCCCAGACUGCUGGUCAGCCUGCUGCACCCCGGAGAGGCUGUGUCUUUCGAGGCAUGUUUUGCCCAGAUGUACUUCUUUGUGGCUCUGGGCAUCACCGAGAGCUAUCUCCUGGCAGCCAUGUCUUAUGACCGCGCAGUGGCUGUGUGCAGGCCGCUACACUAUGGAGCAGUCAUGACACCCCGGCGCUGCGCUGUCCUGGUGGUGGCAUCCUGGGUGGUGGCCCAUCUGCACUCGCUGCUGCACACGCUGCUAAUCUCUGCACUCUCCUACCCGCUGUCUGCCCCUGUGAGACACUUUUUUUGUGACAUGACGGUGAUGCUGAGCUUGGCGACCUCAGACACGUCCACUGCAGAGACUGCCAUCUUCUCAGAGGGCCUGACAGUGGUGCUGACCCCACUGCUCCUCGUAUCCCUCUCCUAUGCGCACAUCCUAGUGGUGGUGCUCAGAGUGAAGUCAACAGGAGGCCGGCGUCGUGCCUUCUCCACCUGUGGGGCCCACCUGGUGGUGGUGUCGCUUUUCUUUGGCUCUGUGGUCUCCGUCUAUUUCCGACCAUCAUUUGCCUACUCAGCUCGCUAUGACCGCUUGGCCAGUGUGGUCUAUGCAGUUGUUACACCAACCUUGAACCCUUUCAUCUACAGCCUUCGCAGCAAGGAGGUCAAGGGUGCCCUAAAAAGGGGAUUCAGAUGGAGAGCUUCAUCCCAGGAUGAAUAA